AUGAAUCUUGAGAAAUAUAGCACUUCUGAUAAUAGCGAAGAUAUUUUUCUUGUUGAUGAAAUUGCUCUUGAAAAUUCUCGAUUCUUACUAAAUGAUGAAAAUAUAGAAAUUGAAGAAGCCUCUAUUCAAAGUUCAGAUUUAACACUAUGUGUCAUUAUAGAUAUUAUUGAAGGCGAGAUAAGAUAUUGUAAUAGUAAAAUAAAGUUGCAUCCAUUAAGGCAAAUGAUAGGGACAUGGGAGAUAGAUGCAGAUGAAUUCAAAGAUAUUAAGAGUCAUUUUCACUAA
Messenger RNA from Scutellospora calospora, 285 nucleotides. The record is from the annotation of a GenBank genome assembly. Lineage: Eukaryota; Fungi; Glomeromycota; Glomeromycetes; Diversisporales; Gigasporaceae.